Molecule: messenger RNA, 210 nt
Organism: Angiostrongylus costaricensis
Lineage: Eukaryota; Metazoa; Nematoda; Chromadorea; Rhabditida; Metastrongylidae
Source: the annotation of a GenBank genome assembly
GAAAAUGUUGAAGUCGAUUAUGAUAAUGUGGAACCUGUUGUGCACUUCGACUAUAAUAAUUUUGAAGAAUCGGAUGAUGGUCGUAUUGGAGAUUGUGCUCCAGUCUAUAUGGCUGCUGUACUAGAGUACGUCGCUGCUGAAGUACUGGAACUAAGUGGCAAAGCGGCCCGUGACAACAAGAAGACUGGCAUCAACCUUCGCCAUCUUUAA